This is a messenger RNA of Verruconis gallopava, 5649 nucleotides long. RefSeq lists its product as uncharacterized. The transcript is spliced from 5 exons. Gene Ontology annotation, biological process: regulation of GTPase activity; regulation of actin cytoskeleton organization. Gene Ontology annotation, cellular component: cytoplasm. The record is from RefSeq and is a predicted model, not a curated record. Lineage: Eukaryota; Fungi; Ascomycota; Dothideomycetes; Venturiales; Sympoventuriaceae. The coding region runs from base 381 to 5333 and encodes 1650 amino acids. Gene Ontology annotation, molecular function: GTPase activator activity; protein binding.
UGAGGCCCAGCCUUGCGCCCGUGUGCUGGUCUCCGGCUUCCUCACGCCCUGCUCACGCCCAAAACGCCCGACGCUCCUACCACCGAGCAGUAGCUAUCGCAGAGAAUCUCUUCCUCUCGUCUCUACCGCCAUAAGGUGUAGGCUUGUACCCCGUUGUUUUCCUGUCCUCGCGCCCGGCUCCGCGUUGGGAAUCACGACUCGUUCCCCAUCAACAACGGCCCACGGGCACCGCCGUCCCGACGCCCAAACAAAACUACAAAUCCGCAUUCCACCACACACCUGCCCUCUGAGACCCAAGAAGCGGCCGCAAUCAGCUUGCGACACAUGGACUUGGACCAUCGCUGACCAACAUCAUCUCGUUUCUUUUCGUCUCCUCUCCCAUGCAUUCGAGCUACGCAUACCGCACUCGCUCGGCCCUCGGACACCCAGCGACGUCGCCGAGUCCUCUGCGCCACGCGUCGACUGCAUCAUCCAACUCCUCUGGCUAUUCGUACUCGUCGCAGCAGUACGCUCCCAGCCAUGGCAGCAGCUCGUCUCACUCUGGGCUUGAUCUGCAGCCCAACGGCUCCGGCUAUGGCCACCGGAGGGGCAUGAGCGAGGCGACGACGAUUCGACACACAACACGGAAAACAGAAGAGAGCGAGCCGCCGUUCAAUGCCGCCAACACGUAUCAAUCAAUGCGCUCAGCACUCCGACCUACUUCGCGAACCGCACCGCAUUCAUCUGAGCCUACCCCCGUACACACUCCUGUGUCGACCCCGCCGGCAACAAAGUCGCCUGGAUCGCAUGGUCGUAGCUACAGCGUUGAUGAUGCGCGUAGGAAGGAGAGUUUUGACGGUGCAGCUUCUCCGGUUUCGCCAACAUCGCACCUGCGGCCCCAAUCUACGGUCAUGUCGAGAUCAGACUCGGUGAGAAGACAGGAUGGACCACGGCACGCAAAUGGCCACCACGUGCACUUCAGCCAGCACUUUGAGACGCCACACGUCCAAGACUUUCAAAAGUCUUCGACGGGACACUUCAAGACGUUGUCGAAGUUUGACGACCAAGACCUGGCUCUGGUGUCUCGAGACUCGGAGGUCGUUGGCAUGCAUGGCCGUCGCAGGCUGAAGCGAGCAAACUCGAUCCGUGCCAGCAAAGCGAAUUCCGGCUGGGGAGGACGCAACUGGAUGGAUCAGCAAAGACAGUUUCUGCAGGCCUACGAGUAUCUCUGCCAUAUUGGCGAAGCGAAAGAAUGGAUAGAGGACAUCAUUCAGAAGGCCAUUCCUCCGAUUGUCCAGCUCGAAGAGACCCUUCGAGACGGUGUGACGCUGGCAGAAGUUGCUCAAGCAUUGCAGCCACACCGUCACUAUCGUAUUUUCCGGCACGAGAGAUUACAAGCGCGUCACUGGGACAACAUUGCCAUUUUCCGCAACUUUCUCGCCGAGAUGGAGCUGCCCGAUUUGUUCUGGUUCGAGCUGGUCGACCUGUAUGACAAGAAAAACAUCCCAAAGGUCAUUUACUGUAUACAUGCUUUGUCAUGGCUGCUGUAUCGGAAAGGGAUUGUAGACUUCCGUAUUGGCAACUUAGUUGGGCAGCUUACUUUCGAAGAUCACGAGUUGGAGGCAACACAAAAAGGCCUCGACAAAGUCGGCGCUAUGCCGAACUUCUCAGGUAUGGGGGCCACUUUCGGCGCUGAGCCUGAACCUGAACCUGAGCCUGAAGAAACGGAGGAAGAACGCGUUGAGCGAGAGCUUGGUGAAGAGGAAGAGGCUAUAAUGGAUUUUCAGGCGCAAAUCAGAGGAGCAAUGACGCGAUUGCGCCUUGGAGAUACAAUGCAAGAACUAUGGGAUGCUGAAGAUUGGGUCACGUUGUUGCAAGCUAAAAUUCGAGGAGAUAUGUCUCGAGAGAUUUUUGAGUACAAACGCGACAUGCGCCGCUUUGCGGUGGCAUUACAGAGUGCCGCUCGAGGCUUCAUCGUGCGGUGCAGAGCAAGCGACGAUCUUCAAGCGACAAGGGAAGCCGAAAUCUGUGUUCAAGGGCUUCAAGCUGCAAUCCGCGGUGCAUUGGCAAGAAAGCAAAUCGCUGACCAGGUCGACGACCUGCACGAGGCGAGCGUUGAAAUACAACAGCUUCAAGCCGCGGCUAGAGGCCUGCUUCAGAGAAGGUCGCAUCGGACAAACAGAACGACAUUACGGCAACAAGAAUCCUUGGUGACCAAAUUACAAGCCGCUGCGCGAGCCAUGAUUGCACGACGCGAGCAUACGGAAGUCAAGGAACAGCUACGCACAGAAGCAACUAAGUGGGAGCGCCUUCAAUCUGUCGUCCGUGGCCGAGCCACUCGUGCUUGGUUCGAUGGUUUGAGGCAGGAGUUGCUGGCUAAUACCUCUACAUACUCGGCUCUACAAGCUGCAGCACGUGCUUGUCUUCUACGGCGGCGGAUAGCAGCUACGCAAGCUGCGUUACGUGAGCAAGAGUCGAAUGUGAUCUCUCUUCAAUCACAAAUGCGCGGUUUAUGCUUGCGUCGAGCACUCAAAGCUGACAGGGAGGCCAUGAACCGGGCAUCCAGCGCCAUAACGCACUUCCAAUCCGCUGUGCGAGGCUUCACUCAGCGCCAGCGGACUGAAGAGUUUUUGAACGCUCUUUAUGAACAUGAAGAUGCCUUUGCGACACUCCAAAGCAUUAUUCGGCAGCAGCAGUGCAACGCACGCAUCGGCCGGGACCUUAUGGAGCUAGAAGAGAACGAAGAAGCUAUUUGCGAGUUGCAAUCGCUGAUACGCGGGCGCAAGAUUCGCGUACAAUUCGCCGAGAAAAAGAAAUAUUUCCAGGAUAACAUGAAAAAGGUCAUUAAGAUUCAAAGUUUUGUGCGAGCGCGGCAGCAGGGUGAAGCCUACAAGACCUUGACCAGUGGCAAGAAUCCACCAGUGGGUAUUGUCAAGAACUUCGUCCAUCUCCUGAACGACAGCGACUUUGACUUCGAUGAAGAAAUUGAAUUCGAGCGAUUGCGAAAAACUGUUGUCCAGCAAGUGCGUCAGAAUGAACUGGCAGAGCAAUAUAUCGAUCAACUCGACGUAAAGAUCGCAUUGCUCGUGAAGAACAAAAUCACUCUUGAUGAAGUCAUAAAGCAUCAGAGACACUUCGGCGGGCACGUCGGUAGCUUGCUCACGAACAAGGAUAUCAAUUCGAAAGACCCCUUCGACCUAAAAGCUCUCAACAAAAACUCACGAAAAAAGCUCGAACUCUAUCAGGAGUUAUUUUUCACUUUGCAGACACAACCGCACUAUCUUGCACGACUAUUCAGAAGGCUCCGGGAACGAGCAAUGCCCGAUCAGGAAAGCAAGAGGAUGGAGUUGCUUAUGAUGACAAUUUUCGGCCAGGUCCAGAAGCGACGAGAGGAAUAUUACUUGCUGAAAGUCAUCACCAGGUCGAUUAAGGAAGAAGUUGACGCAUGUAGUACCCUCCAGGACUAUUUACGGGGCAACUUCUUUUGGGGCAAGCUUCUUGGCAAUUACAUGCGCCUGCCACGUUACAGGAAGUUUCUUCGGGAGAUGCUCAGCCCGGUGAUCCGUGAAAACAUCAUGGAAGACGAGAAGUUAGACCUCGAGAGCGAUCCCAUGCAGAUUUACAAGUCAGCCAUCAAUAACGAGGAGUUACGAACCGGUCAGAGAAGUCGACGACCUGCAGACAUUCCCCGGGAGAUAGCCAUCAAGGACCCCGAGACGAGAGACACAUAUGUGCGCCAUCUGCAGAAGCUUAGAGAUAUCGUGGACCACUACAUGGUCUGUUUUGAGGAAACCCUACCCAAGAUGCCGUAUGGAAUCCGUUACAUUGCCCAGCAAAUGUUCUAUAUCCUCCAAGCUCGGUUCCCACACGAGGCUCCUCAGUACUUGAUGGGCAUCGUUGCAAACUGGCUCUGGAAGUCCUACAUCCAGCCUGCUCUACUUCAGCCAGACACAUGGGGGGUGGUAGAUCGUGGCAUGUCGCCAUUGCAGAAACGAAACCUUGGCGAAGUGUCGAAGGUUGUGAGCCAGAUCUGCCUAGGUAGGCUGUUUGGCGGAGAGAACGUGUAUUUGCAGCCUAUCAAUCCAUUCAUCUCGGAUGCUCUAGUCAGGCUUGAUGAAACCAUGGCAAAGAUGAUCGAUGUUCGCGCGGCAGAAGAGCAGUUCGAUAUCGAUGAGUUUAAUGACCUGUACGCGAGAACAAAGCCUACUCUGUACAUCAAAUUGCCGGAUAUUUUCGCAAUCCACCAGCUAGUCUCCUCGGAGAUGGCCUCGAUAUGCCCCGAGCGCAACGAUCCGCUUCAUGAUACUCUUCGUGAGCUUGGCAGCGCGAAGAACAACGAGAAUGAUAUGCUGCAUGUCAGCUCGACGGAAAUCACCCUGACUCUCAAUCCAAAAUACCAUGACGUCGAAGACCCUGAUGCGCCUCUCAAAGCUCUCUUCAUGGAGACGAAACGCUGUGUUUUGUACAUCAUUCGCGUUCAGCAAGGCAGCAAUCUGCUUGACAUCAUGGUGCGACCGAUCACACAGGCAGAAGAGCAGAAGUGGCAACAGCUCGUGCAUGACGAGAUCCUCGAAGCGCGCAAGAACCCCCGGCGCCAGUCAAGCCCAUAUAGCACCUCUUCCUCCCUCCUUGACAUCUCCCAGCUCACCUACUCGGAGCUGAAACGAACCGCGUUGCAGAAUAUUCUCGACCUAGAGCGAGCGGGCAAGAUCUCACGCGUCAACCACUACCAGGAUCUCCUGAACGCCAUCGCGAUAGAUAUCCGCACCAAGCACCGCCGGCGUAUCCAGCGCAGCCGCGAGAUGGACAACGUGCGCAUGACGCUUGCGGCCCUGCACGAGAAGGCGGCGUGGCUCGACGACCAACUGAAGUCGUACAACGACUACAUCGAGCAGGCCAUGGUGACGCUGCAACAGAAGGCGAAGGGCAAGAAGCGCUUCCUCCUCCCCUUCACUAAGCAGUACAACCACGAGCGCGAGCUUGCCCGCUCCGGCCGCGUGCCCAAGUUCGGCUCCUUCAAGUACUCCGCCCGCAACCUGGCCGAGAAGGGCGUGCUGGUGUCCUGGCGCGGCUACUCCGAGCGCCAGUGGGACAAGAUCGACGUCACCAUCUCGAGCGACGAGGUCGGCAUCUUCCACAUCGAGGGCAGCAUCGGCAGCCUCAUGAUCCCCGGCGCGGCCGCGAGCGUACCGCUGGACGACCUGCUGCAAGCCCAGUUCAACAACUGCCAGUUCAUGAACCUGUUCGGAUCGGAGGACGAGAGCGGACGUGGCGGACCCGUCGAAGGCCCCUUGCGGCUCAACGUCAAUCUCCUUGUUCAUUUGCUCAUGAGGAAGUUUUACAGGGACGAGUGACAGGGAUACACUUCGUACGUCGUGAACGUGCCUGGACUGGGUAUGGGGUCGGAGUUGGUCCUGUUUGGUUUCUUUGCUUUUCGCAUGCAUACGCCACAUAUCAUACCACACACACAAUCACAUACACAUGAUCGGGGGGAGGGGGCAACGUUGGAGUUGGGUCCCACGGGAGCGAGAGAGAUUCCGGCAUUUGUGACGAACCUUUCUCUUUUUUUUUUUCUUCUUUUCUUUUAACCCCCCUCCGCCUCCCUCUCAUGCGUUUCGUCUAAAAUCAUGUAGUCAACCGAGCAAACGAGGAAACAAGUGAAUCCUACUC